UUUCUUUUAUCGGUUUUUGUUACUCCGAACCAAGCGGCCCGGAUUCCUCGAACCUCAGGCUCGUCAAUCCCAAACCCAACGACUUUCUUAAAACCCUUGGAUUUUUCAUUCUCGUUCUCUCACAUUUAAGCGAAAAAAGUGGGAGCGCACAGUGUGUCCAGCGAGUGAAGCAGAGAACUACUUUUCCGGCGGCGGCGAUUGAGAUCGAAGCUUGUAAUCAAUGGCCGAUCACGCCGGUGAGCACGAGAAGCACGAAUCCGCAGCUGAAUCUCUCAUGGAUAAGAUCACGGACAAAUUCCACGGCAGCGGUUCGUCUUCAUCCGACUCCGACAAUGAUGGGGACCUCAAAUCAGCGGCAUCCGCCAUAAAGGCCAAGAUCUACCGUCUGUUUGGCCGCGAGAAGCCAGUGCACAAGAUUUUGGGCGGCGGAAAACCUGCUGACAUUUUCCUAUGGAGGGACAAGAAAGUUACGGGCGGUGUGCUAGGUCUUGCUACUGCAAUUUGGGUGCUUUUUGAGUUGCUUGAGUAUCACCUGCUCACGCUAGUUUGCCAUAUCCUGAUUCUUGGCUUGGCAGUCAUUUUCUUGUGGUCCAACGCUUCAAACUUUAUCAACAAGUCCCCGCCAAAGAUCCCUGAAGUCUCUCUUCCCCAGGAUGUUGUCCUGGGUGUAGCAUCAGCCCUUAGGACAGAAAUCAACUCACUUUUUGCCUUGCUUCGAGUUGUAGCAUCUGGGCGAGAUUUGAAGAAAUUCCUUGCUGUGAUUGCUGGCCUUUGGAUUGUGUCAAUGCUGGGAUCCUGCUUCAACUCCCUUACCCUGUUUUACAUAUGUUUUGUUUUGUUGCACACGGUUCCUGUUCUUUAUGAAAAGUAUGAAGAUCAGGUUGAUGCUUUUGCUGAGAAAGCUGAGGCCGAGUUCAAAAAACAAUAUGCUGUGUUUGAUGCCAAGGUUUUGAGUAAAAUUCCAAAAGGUCCUCUUAAAGAUAAGAAGUUUGCUUAGAAGACUCUUUCGUGUGAGAUGGUGCUACUAGGUUUGGAAUGGCCUUGUAUUUCCAUUUCGCUUCUUGUUGUUGUGGCUAAGUUGUCUGAUGCCUGAUGGAACCCGUGUUUGGUGGUUUGUUGUUUUUUUUCUUCUUCUUGCAUAUGGGUUCAUAGUUUAAAAAUGCUUACUGAUAUUGAUUUAGGCGGUUUUGAGUUUGUUUGGAA
This is a messenger RNA of Salvia miltiorrhiza (redroot sage), 1203 nucleotides long. Its product is annotated as reticulon-like protein B2. The record is from RefSeq and is a predicted model, not a curated record. The transcript is spliced from 5 exons. The coding region runs from base 221 to 997 and encodes 258 amino acids. Lineage: Eukaryota; Viridiplantae; Streptophyta; Magnoliopsida; Lamiales; Lamiaceae.